GACCACAUAAUCAAAACUGAAGACGGGGAGUCUGAACAAUUCAUCCCCAUCCUCCUCCUCCUCCUCCUCCUCCUCCCCCUCCUCUCUCUAUCCGAUCUUUGUGAUGGUUCCUCUUGUCUUGCAUAAUCAUCAAUCGACUCGCUCCCUGGAUUGUUUCUCCUGAAUCUUUCAGUUCUAGCUAACCUUCUCUCUCUCUCUCUCUCUCUCUCUCUCUCUCAAAAUGCUGCUUCAAGCUCAAUCCCUGAGGACCCAUUUCUCUCCUUCACCGACCCUUUUCAGACCCAAACUGAAGACCCAAUUUUGCCCUCGAAAAUCAUGCUCGUUACCGAGGUUAUUUUGCUUCAACACGCUGAAAUGCUCACUUUCCACCGUUUCCGAAGCCACUGAGUUGGGAUCCUCCUCCAGUACGAAGCCGUUUCCGGCCGAAGUUUCGAGGACCAUCAUGGAGUUGUGCUCCGAGGGAACGCUCUCGACGUUGACCGACGACAGGUGGCCUCUUGGCAUUGGUGUUCGAUUCGCGGUUGCGCCUGAUGGCACUCCAAUCUUGUGCUUGAAUGAGGCUGACAGGCUGUUCCCUGUUGACAAGAGGUCUAGUCUUCAUGUUCAGUUGAAGCAGUGUGGGUUACGGACUCCGCAGUGCACAAUUCAGGGCAGUCUAGCUAAACCUGGAGAUAGAAUGUCUUCAAAGCGGCUUCUUUCAGCGUGGACAAAGAGAUUUGGAUCGGAUGCUGAGGAAGACCAAGUUUAUUACAUAGAUAUGGAAAAGGUACUUCAGAUGGAAAACUUUAAGGAGGAUGGCAUAUGGGUCACCUCAUCUGAUUAUAAAAGAGCAACCCCUGAUCCACUUCGAGACGUUGCUGAAAAGAUUGUCACUGAGAUAAACACCAAUAACAUGGAAGAUGUUUAUCGCUUUUGCAAUGUGUAUGUUGAUUUGGACUUCCAGGUGUCUGAGGCGAAAAUGAUAUGGGUUGACCGGUUAGGCUUUGAUGUGCGUAUCCAUUCCCCUCCAAGUAGUAUAUUCGAUGUCCGCAUUCCUUUCCCAAGAGAAGUUACGGAUGAGAAGGGUGCAAAAUCAUCUUUCAAUUGUAUGUCUCAAAUAGCAUGGGAGGUAGAAAAGAAUUUCCAUGUCCCCGAUUUUAAGAAGGUGGAACAAUUAAAGCAGAUAGCUUAGACAAUAAAUAUUUUGUAUCCUCUCCUCUCCUGAUUGAAGGCAAUGCUGAGAUUCAGGUCUUACUGUUUGUUCACUCCUGGAGUUUUGUCCAAUCUCAGAGCAGUUUUGGGUGUCGGCAAGACAAAGAAAGAUAAGUUUUGGGCGAUUAUUUGGUGGUUGAUUGCACCAUUUAGUAUAUCCAAUGUUUGAGGAAGAUUGUAUUGUGUCUUAGUUGGCCAAAAUUGGAAAUCUAGGCUGGUCAUUUGGAUGAUUGUAGCAAGCGGUGGUGGUGCUAAAAUGUCACCUUAUGCAAUAUU
Rhodamnia argentea is the source of this 1467-nucleotide messenger RNA. RefSeq names its product glutamyl-tRNA reductase-binding protein, chloroplastic. Lineage: Eukaryota; Viridiplantae; Streptophyta; Magnoliopsida; Myrtales; Myrtaceae. Gene Ontology annotation, cellular component: chloroplast. The record is from RefSeq and is a predicted model, not a curated record.